AUGCGCAUUCGUUACCCUUUCGCAGGUGCCUUUGCCUUCCUGCUCGUCGCAGCAGCUUAUAUCGGCCUCCUUCCCCAUAGCGAGUCUUCAACACUACCGACACAACUUCAACCGAAUGACAAGUUCCUCCACCUCGUCACGUUCUUCCUGCUUUCCGUCACCUUUUACUGGAUCUUGGAUACCACCCGCAAGCGCACGCUACACGUGACCCUUUUGGUCUGCACAUUGGGACUCGGUAUUGGUUCCGAGGUCAUCCAAGCCUUUCUUCCCAAUGGCCGAGACUUCGAUCUAUUCGAUAUAGUCGCCAAUGUUGUUGGCAGUCUCAGCGCCAUCGGUCUAUGUGGUUGGUACCACCGACGCAUGAUGGAACGCCGUCGGCAAAGUCGCUAUGGCCUGAUGGAAGAUGGCACUGAGGAUGUCGAGCUCGGAGGCGUAGCCAACAGUUCUCGCCGCGAGUCGGUAACAAUGGGCCCACAAGAGUCCGGUGUCACGAGCCUCGAGCAGGAGGUCGACAACUGGGACGAGAAUGCAGUAGACAACUGGGAUACUGAGGAAGGUCCAGAACAUGACCGAGAGACUGCUCCGCCCAUCUAUCAAGAAUCCAGCUCUGCCGAUUCCCAGCCGGCUGCGGUUCCCAUCGGGGCGAAGCGCAAUGAUUAA
Molecule: messenger RNA, 660 nt
Organism: Penicillium canescens
Lineage: Eukaryota; Fungi; Ascomycota; Eurotiomycetes; Eurotiales; Aspergillaceae
Product: VanZ family protein
Exons: 2
Coding region: 1-660 (219 amino acids)
Source: RefSeq, a predicted model, not a curated record